Molecule: messenger RNA, 1074 nt
Organism: Aspergillus thermomutatus
Lineage: Eukaryota; Fungi; Ascomycota; Eurotiomycetes; Eurotiales; Aspergillaceae
Product: lipase/thioesterase family protein
Exons: 4
Coding region: 1-1074 (357 amino acids)
Molecular function (GO): hydrolase activity
Source: RefSeq, a predicted model, not a curated record
AUGCCGUUCAACAAAGCGAUCAAGUUGACCCUGCGGGAGAAACUCGAUUUCUUCCCUGCUUUAGUAUCCAUCUGGAUUACUGCUGUAUGGGCCAUUCUGACCGGAUUCCGGCGAGAGUCCAACCAGCCCAAGACUCUGUUCCUUCAUAUAGGCUAUGCGGUGUUCCGUAAGGCGACAACCCGCUUGUCCAUCGCGCAGAUGCAAUAUGUACUCCCACCCACCAACAAGAUCUACGAGACAUAUAUCAAGAAAACCAAGCGAUUAUCUCACACCAUCGACCUGGGAAAAGGCUCCUUCGGCCACUGGAUUGGAGACGCCAAAGCAGACAACGUCCUGAUCUGGUACCACGGAGGAGGCUUCGCCCUCCCCGCCAACCUGGGCUACUUCAAAUUCUUCGCCAACCUGGUCGACCACGCCGCGCAAUGCAACAAGUCCCUCGCCGUCUUCAGCCUCACCUACACCCUCGCCCCGCAGGCGACGUAUCCCACGCAGCUCCGCCAGGCAGUCGAGUGCCUCCGUUACAUCCUCACCACCACCCCGCACCAGCCCAGCCGCAUCUUCCUCGGCGGCGACUCGGCAGGCGGCAACCUCGUCGGCGGCGUGCUGUCGCAUCUGGCCCAUCCGCACCCGCAGAUCGAGCCCGUGUCACUGAACGAGAACCUCGCGGGCGCGGUGAUGAUCGCCCCGUGGACGCUGCUGGAGACGGACUUCUCCGAGCGCAGGAUCGACUCCAGCGGGGAUUUGAUCACGCCGGCGGUUGCGGGCCCGUGGGCGGGGGCGUACCUGGGCGCCGCGAAGAGGGACUUUUAUACGGAUUUGUCGAAUGCGGAGGCUGAGUGGUACUCUACGUUUCCUGUGGAUGGGGUGUUGAUUUGCGCUGGCGGGAAUGAGAUUCUGUUGCCGAUUAUACAGGACUUUGCGGAUAAGUUCAAGGCUGGCUUCCCCUCGUCGGAACUGUUUAUUGGGCAUCGAGAGGGUCAUGUUGCUCCCAUUUACAAUCUGGAACUGGGUGAUACGACCGAGACGGAGCAGGGGAUGAGAGUCAAGGGGUGGUUGACGAAACGGUUGUUGUGA